GUCCUUGGGCGGAGAGGGGAGGUGACUCGGGCGAAGAGCAGGACGCAGAAUGAGGGCCCUGAGGGUCUCCCAGGCGCUGGUCCGCUCCUUCAGCUCAACCGCCCGGAACCGCUUUGAGAACCGAGUGCGGGAGAAACAGAAGCUCUUCCAGGAGGACAAUGACCUCCCGGUGCACUUGAAGGGCGGAGCGACAGACAACCUCCUGUACCGGCUGACCAUGGGGCUGUGUCUGGGCGGAACUGCCUACAGCUUGUACUGCCUUGGCUGGGCCUCCUUCCCUCACAAUAAGUGAGAACGAGAAGCCUGAAGGACCUCAGGGACUUGGACAAGCAUCAAUAAACGCUGACCUCU
This is a messenger RNA of Propithecus coquereli (Coquerel's sifaka), 351 nucleotides long. RefSeq names its product cytochrome c oxidase subunit 7A1, mitochondrial. The transcript is spliced from 4 exons. Gene Ontology annotation, biological process: mitochondrial electron transport, cytochrome c to oxygen; regulation of oxidative phosphorylation; mitochondrial respirasome assembly. Lineage: Eukaryota; Metazoa; Chordata; Mammalia; Primates; Indriidae. The coding region runs from base 50 to 292 and encodes 80 amino acids. The record is from RefSeq and is a predicted model, not a curated record.